AUUUAAACAAUCGUGUUAACUUAACAAUUUGAAAUUCAACGUAAGAAAAAAAUUCAUCACAAAAAAAUCUUAGCUUUAAGCUAAGUAAUUAUAAAAGUGAUUUGAAAAAAGAAAACCAGAAACAAAAGGGACGCAAUGAGGCGACUAUAUAUAGGUGGUUACAGGAUCACGUGGAUUAAGGCUCGGCAUAGUUCAUCGUGGCCUUGGAGAAGGAGAUUCUCAGGACAGUCAGCCUGAGAUAUGCCAGGAUCGGCAACGGCAACGGCUUCUCCAAUAGCAACAGAAACGGCUACGGCACGACAUCAUCACCAUCAUCAUCAUCGGCCGAGUGGUAGCCGGCAAUUGCCGAUACCGGCAAUCGAGACGAUAGAACACAGGGUUUUUGCAACCCGACGUGAUCUUUUCGUAUCUGCCACGGUCGAUCCUCGUGCAAGUAGGGCCGUUCAUUGUCCCGACUUGAACGCCUGUUUGAUCAAUGAAUCGCGUAUAGGCCUCGACGAGGUUGAUUGUCGUGCCGUACACUUUGGUUACGCGAUUCCUGUUAACAUAAUACCAAUAAAGGAUAAUCCUGAUUUGGCUGAGCUUGUUUUAGAUCAUACAUCUGAGUUAAGUACAAGAACGACUAGUUUCUUAUUGAAUCAUCAUCCUCAACUUCGUCAACAACAACAACAACAACAACAACAUUAUCAAGAAUUAAGGAAAGUACAGGAGUUAGAGGAAAUACGUGUUAAGGAAAAAGAAUAUUGUCAUCAGGUAGAAGAGGAUAAAUUCUUCAGUAUGGCCGCAACGGCAAAACAUGAUCUUCGUAGAAAAUUUCCUACGGAUACUUCAUCGUCAACGACAUCAUCGUCCGGUGACGAGGACAUAGCAGCUAUAGCGAAACAAAUCAGCGAUCAUGCCGAAGCAAUUUAUCAAACAUGGAAAAGUCGUGGUUUGGAACCUACGGAAAUUUUAAACUGCCACAGUAAUGCCACAGCUGCCGACAAAUUUGGCAGUGCUUUGACACCCACAACUUCACCCGCUAAUUCUAGUGGUAAAACUAUCGAAUCGUUAAAUGCUACUACCACCAGUCCUACAUCAGCGGUAGAUAUUCUCGUACAAACACCGAACUUGGACAAUGGUAAUUUAGAAAAGUUAGUGAACAAUUUUGUAGUUGAGGAUAAAGCUAGGAUAGCCGCUUCUAACCAAAGAUCGCCUUCUAAGACGUUGCCUUCAUCAAUUCAAUUUGCCUUACAAAAAUUUGAAAGAAAUUCGACCCAACAAAAUCAACAAACGUCACCGCUUAAAGGCAAUGGUGGUUCUAUCAUUGGAUCGGGCAACGUUAUGAAUCAAACUAAACAGACUACUAAUUCAUCUCUUAUUCAUUCGCCAACUUCUUCUUUUCCUAAUAAACCAUCCCAAAUAAUAAAACCUCAAGUUUCUACGAAAGUACCUAGCGCCCAUCAUCAAGAAGUAUUCCUUGAAACUAUUGAAACUACUUUUCCAGCUGAUUUAACAUCUCCUAAGAUCGUACAACAAAAGAGACCGGCCAGUACCGUAAUUUCAUCCUUGAUGAACUCUAAUUUAAACUCUGACAAUGCUAGCUCGAAUCCAGGCUUGACCACGUGGCCAUUAAAAAAUAAAUUGGCUGAUGGUAAACGAUCGAACGACAACAACAGUCCUACAUCGGUUAAAACUAUUCCGAGUAAUCCUCAAGAUACUAAGGUUACAUCUGUGGUUAAAGAUGUUAAUAAAAGUACAGUUCGUGGUCGUUCGAAUCGUUUUGUUUGCGAUGAAGCUUUCCUCGAUGAGGUGGCACGAGAAGAGGAAAGAUUGAUAAACGCAUUAAAAACGGGUUCGGUGAUAACGGAAGAACCAUCUGAAAGAACAAGUUCAUCCAUAUUUCAACUUGCCGCUCGACAAAAGCCAGCGAUUAAGAAAGAAAAACCAAAAGUUGAACCGAUCAAGCCAAUUAUUAUUGGACAUAAUCACGAAGGAGUAACUUUAGUACCAACGUCAGCUACAUUAGUUAACAAUUUGACGACUUCGUCGAUCGCCAUUGGAAACAGUACGGAUGGAACGACUAAAUCUUUGAGUAAAAAUGAACUUUCAAACAUGUCUGCGGUAGAUUAUGCCAAAGUAAGGUAUAGAGCGGCACAACAAAAUUCACCAGCUCAGCAAAGACUCGAGGAACAGAAAUCUAUAGCUACGUUUAACACGACAGAACAAUUAGUAUCAAAUGCUAGGUCUAAAUUCGAAUCAGAAUUACGAAAGGAUAAUAAUAAAGAUGUAAACAAUAAAGAUGACAGAGAUCCUAUAACCUCGAGAUGGGGUCCUAGGAUAAAUUCACCAAGGCCACGACUCGAACAAGUGCCACAUCCCGAAUUGACAACACAACAGAAACAACAUAUAAGAGCUGCUGCAGCUACGGGAACUGGAAACAAUCCGGUCAGGCCGUUUCUCACAAGAGGUUCGGUUGCUGAACGUGUUUUGAUCUUCGAAAAAUGUCCUAGCGAAUUAUUAUUGGACAAACGAGGUCCUCGUCCAACUGGUAUCGCCACGUGGAGAACCGGACACGAGGUGCAGAGCAAGGUUCAGAGUUACGUAAAGGAAAAGACACAGCAAAAAAAUUUACCACCACAUACUACGUUACAGAGGCACGUGAAGGCGAACAGAAAUGUUCACAUACCUCGAUUCUACUUCCCUGGCGGCAAACCCACACCUCUUUCUCAACUGGAGGCUACCAUUUCAAGAAUUACUACGGCAUUUCAAAGUUUGCCAGGUCAUCGUGUCUCUCGUGCACAAUUUCACUUGAUCACGAAGGCCUGUGAUUUACCCUUAUAUUGGAAGGUACCACUUUUCCUUGCUGCUAAUAAAGAUCAGACCGAAUUUGUUGAGAUGAGCACUUUCCUUGAAUUUUGGAAAGAGAUAACGAGUACUCAUCAUGAUGCAGCUAGUAAAUUCAUUAGAAUCACUACACGAGGUCUAAGAAAUAACAUAUUACCUGAAGAUUUGAUUCCUUUGGUACAAGAUGUCGUUGAAACGCAUCCAGGAUUAACAUUUUUAAAAGAAGCAAAGGAAUUUCAUUCACGUUACGUUCACACGGUAAUCGCGAGGAUAUUUUAUUGUGUCAAUCGUAGUUGGAGCGGAAAGAUAUCGGUAGCUGAAUUACGAAGGAGUAAUCUUUUAGCGGUAAUAGCUGUUCUCGAACAUGAAGAAGACAUUAAUCAGGUGACCGCAUACUUCAGUUACGAACAUUUCUAUGUAAUUUAUUGCAAAUUCUGGGAAUUGGAUCGCGAUCAUGAUCUUUUCAUCGAUAAAAUGGAUCUGGCAAGACACAACGAUAACGCAUUAUCUACGCGAAUGAUCGAACGGAUAUUUAGCGGAGCAGUUACGAGAGGUGGUGUUAAAAGUGGUGGUGUUAUUCAACAACCAGAAGAUAAAAUGAGUUACACAGAAUUUGUAUGGUUUCUUCUAAGUGAAGAAGAUAAGAAUCAUCCAACUGCUAUCGAGUAUUGGUUUAGAUGUAUGGAUCUUGAUGGAGAUGGUUAUCUGUCCAUGUUUGAGUUAGAAUAUUUUUAUGAAGAACAAUUGCAUCGUAUGGAAGGUAUAGGACUUGAAACUCUACCUUUUGAAGAUUGCCUCUGUCAGAUGUUAGAUAUGAUUCAUCCAGCAACGCCGGGAAAAAUUUCUUUGAGUGAUUUAAAAAAAUGUAAAAUGACAUCAAUCUUUUUUGAUACAUUCUUUAAUUUAGAAAAAUAUCUCGAUCACGAGCAGAGAGAUCCAUUUGCUUCGGCACGUGAUGGUCAUGAGAUGUCCGAUUGGGAUCGAUUUGCGGCAGAAGAAUACGAAUUAUUAGUUGCCGAAGAGAGUGGUAAUGACCAAAAGGAUCAAACAUCUUACGAUUCAACUUCAGAAGAUACAUUUUCGCCAAAUCUCGAUAUCCUAGCUGGUGAACCAGUGGAUGUUGUAUCUCAGGGUGCAGAUAUUUUGUCAAAAACUCAUCAUGACAAUCUGGCAUCAUCUAUCGCUCGUGACCAGUCAAGAAAUCAACAUUAUGAUAGUGGUGACAGUGAUGAUUACGCUGAUAGCGAUAAUUAAAUUGAUUAUAUCUGAAUCUCUAUACACUCACAAAAAUGUUGAGGAGGUUGUGUGCAUUUACUUUUUAUUAUUUUAUUUUAUUUUUUAAAUUAAAGAAUUGAAAACAAAACAAAACAAAACAAAAAAAAAGAAAGAAACAGCAACUUGAACUCUUAGCUGUGUUUAUUUAUAUGUAUAAAUAAUAUAUAAUAUAUAUCUAUGCAUAUAUAUAUAUAUAUAUAUUAUUCUGUUAAAUAGUAAAUGAGAGGACACAACCAUGAAACCUUGUUUAUAAGGUCCAGUAAAUAUACCAGCAAAUGAAAUAUUAGCCAAAAAUAAAAACUAUUAGUGUGACAACGUUAUGUCGUGUGUACGAUGUAAUAAUAGAGAUGUGUCAUCUUAAAAAACAUACAAACUAUCGCAGUAUUAAUGAUCACGAAAUGAUUCUCAGUAUGUCUGUGAAUUAUUUGACCGUGUCGUGUAGUGAGUGCAAGUUCAUAAGUUAAACAAAUUACCGAGUCAUGUAUCAAUUCGGUGAAUGUAAUUAAAAAUAAACGUUGCUCAUUCCAAUGUGCAAUAAUAAACAAAAAGAAAAAGAAAACGAAUAAAUCAUAUUAAAGAAAAACUUAUCUCGCCGAGAUUUACAUGAUAUUAAUAAUUAUUUAAUUUACGUAAGACAUAUAUUUAAACUGAAUUAUCUAUCCUUAAUCACAAAUUUUUCUAACAAAAAUCAUAGUAAUUUAUAUUACAUGCUAAUAAUGUUCAUUCAUUGUAUAUAGAGACACAUAUUUUUUCAUUGUGUCUAUAGCACCGAAUUGAUUCACAACUUAAUAAUAAUAAUAAUAAAAAAAAUAAAAAAAAGAAAAGAUAACUAAAUUUUGGUCGUUGCUUGGCCAUGUGAUACAUAUUAUUGUUCAACGUGCAGAA
Molecule: messenger RNA, 4986 nt
Organism: Polistes dominula (European paper wasp)
Lineage: Eukaryota; Metazoa; Arthropoda; Insecta; Hymenoptera; Vespidae
Biological process (GO): protein dephosphorylation
Cellular component (GO): protein phosphatase type 2A complex
Molecular function (GO): protein phosphatase regulator activity; calcium ion binding
Source: RefSeq, a predicted model, not a curated record